Messenger RNA from Chanos chanos (milkfish), 3072 nucleotides. Its product is annotated as dihydrolipoyllysine-residue acetyltransferase component of pyruvate dehydrogenase complex, mitochondrial-like. Gene Ontology annotation, biological process: pyruvate decarboxylation to acetyl-CoA. The transcript is spliced from 14 exons. Gene Ontology annotation, cellular component: pyruvate dehydrogenase complex. The record is from RefSeq and is a predicted model, not a curated record. Gene Ontology annotation, molecular function: dihydrolipoyllysine-residue acetyltransferase activity. The coding region runs from base 162 to 2111 and encodes 649 amino acids. Lineage: Eukaryota; Metazoa; Chordata; Actinopteri; Gonorynchiformes; Chanidae.
GAUAGAUGUAGAACAGAUUGAGACUUCAACUGUCUCUUUCUUGUUUUGUUUUGUUUUUUAUGAUUAAGAUUGAGGACCAGGCAAUGCAUGCUGCUGCGUCAUUUACAUUUUUAGAUUAUUUGAUUCAGAAAUUGAUGUUUUUCUAACACUGCUUUGUUGAAAUGUUUCGAUUAGUUGUACGACUCGGGCAAUCUGUCAGUGCCUCUCGUCCAAGCAGUCUUUCACUGACUACACGAUUUAAAAAUUCAUGCCAUCUGAAGAGAUAUCACAUCCAAGUUCAGGGUCGGAUGCGAGCAUUAUGUUAUGCCACCAAUUUUAAUUUAAGAAAUAAUGGUGAACGACUCUUGCAAAGGCACCACCUCUCCAGCUUCUAUCAGACCGCGCGCUCCUAUGGACUACCACCUCAUCAAGAGGUGCAGUUGCCUGCCCUAUCUCCCACCAUGCAGUUAGGCACCAUUGCUCGUUGGGAAAAAAAAGAGGGAGACAAGAUCAGUGAGGGAGACCUUAUUGCAGAGGUGGAGACUGAUAAGGCAACAGUCGGCUUUGAGAUGGUAGAAGAGUGUUACUUGGCCAAGAUUCUUGUCCCAGAGGGUACCAGAGAUGUACCAGUUGGCUCAGUCAUCUGUAUCACAGUCGACAGUGCUGACCUCAUUCCGGCUUUCAAGGACUACACUCUGGAUAUGGCUACUGACACAGCUCCCCCGACUGCUGCUGCUGCUCCCACAUCUCCAGCACCUGCCCAACCUGCUCCUGCACCUCCUCAGGCACCAGGCAGCUCUUACCCCCCACACGUAAAGGUGCUGCUGCCUGCUCUCUCUCCCACUAUGACCGUGGGCACGGUCCAGCGCUGGGAGAAGAAAGUUGGGGAGAAGCUCAGUGAGGGAGACCUCUUGGCUGAGAUUGAAACAGACAAGGCCACUAUUGGGUUUGAGGUACAGGAAGAGGGUUACCUAGCGAAGAUUAUGGUACCUGAGGGCACCAGGGAUGUACCCCUUGGCACUCCACUCUGCAUCAUUGUGGAGAACGAAGCAGACAUCAAGGCCUUUGCAAACUAUGUGGAGACAGGUGGGGUUGAGUCUCUAAGCCCACCUGCAGCCCCAACCCCUGUUGCAGCUCCUACUCCUGUGGCUCCUGCUUCAUUCUCUACACCUCCACCCAGUCCAGCUUCAGCAGGGCUCAGAAAGGGCAGAGUGUUUGUUAGUCCGCUUGCCAAAAAACUGGCUGCUGAAAAAGGCAUUGACUUGAGUCAGGUCACAGGUUCAGGACCAGAUGGCAGAAUCACAAAGAAGGACAUUGAGAGUUUUGUCCCACCAAAGAUUUCCCCAGCUCCGACUGCUGCUGCUGAUGCUCAAAGUCCUGUUGUAGCAGCACCCACUCCUGCAGCAGCAGCAGCAGCAGCAGCAGCAAUGCCUACAGGAGCUUUCACUGAUGUUCCCAUCAGCAACAUUCGCAGGGUUAUUGCUCAGAGGUUGAUGCAGUCCAAACAGACCAUUCCUCACUACUACCUUUCUGUAGAUGUCAACAUGGACCAGGUCCUGGAGUUGAGAAAGGAACUGAACCACGAGUUGAAGGCUGACAACAUGAAACUGUCAGUCAAUGAUUUCAUCAUCAAAGCCUCAGCUCUGGCAUGCGAGAAAGUUCCAGAGGCAAACUCUUCUUGGAUGGAUACAGUCAUUCGUCAGCAUCAUGUAGUAGACAUCAGUGUUGCUGUCAGUACACCCAGUGGCCUCAUUACUCCCAUUGUCUUCAAUGCUCACAUCAAAGGCCUGUCUGCAAUAAGUAAAGAUGUUAGUUCUUUGGCAGCCAAGGCAAGAGAGGGCAAGCUACAGCCUCAUGAGUUCCAGGGUGGCACUUUCACCAUCUCCAACUUGGGCAUGUUUGGCAUUAAGAACUUUUCGGCCAUCAUUAAUCCUCCUCAAGCCUGCAUUCUGGCUGUAGGGGGUUCAGAGAUGAGACUUCUACCUGCUGAUAACGAGAAAGGGUUUGAACUGGCCAGUAUGGUGUCUGUGACUCUGAGCUGUGACCACAGGGUGGUGGAUGGUGCAGUGGGGGCCCAGUGGCUUGCAGAGUUUCGGAGGUUCCUGGAGAGACCUGUCACUAUGUUACUCUGAUCUGAUCUUAUCACAUCCGCCCUCUCUCUCUCAGAGACUCUCUCAGAGACAUUCCACUCAGGCAGCCUACUUUCACCGAAACAAAUUAAGCAUUUUUUCCUCUCUUUCUCUUAAACGACACAUACACCUGGCUAGAACAAAACUCAACAAAAUUCACCAUUACUGUCAUCCAUGUGUUAAGCAAUGCCACAUAGUUUGUCAUGAUUCAAUAUCUGAAUUUAACUUAUUUUUUGGCACCUUCUCCACCUUAAUGUUCUUGUGCAGACAUCCUGCUAUUUUAGUGACGCACGAUAAUGUGAGAAUAAUCUCACAUUAGAAAACACACAUACCUGAAUGCCAGUAAAUGUUUUGACAUUUCUUAACAGUGUUAUGUCAUGCCCCUCAUACAGCAAACACAACAAAGGAUAAAUAUUAUAAAUGUAGGAGAAAAGAAUAAAUUAACAAGUGCUUAGGAACAAAGUCCCUUUAAAAAAUACCUGCAUUGCCAUAAGCAGUAUUUUUUUCUUUGUCAGGAGAAUACAGUUAUAGUUGUACCAUAGAGAAUUAACCCAAAACAUGCAGCUAAUUUUGAAAAUGUACAAAAUCAGAAAUGUUGUAUUAUUACUUUGUUAGCUUUAUUAGCACUUAACUGACAGUAAUUUGUGUGUAAUUUAUUUUGAUACAAAUUAUUUAUUGUAUUUCAUGUUGAACAUGGCAUGUAAUGUGUGUGAACAAAUCCAACAAAGACACGGAAACUGGAUGCACAGAAACACAUUUGUGAAGUUUUGCCAAAAAUCCAGACACCAUUCAAGUCAUGGGCAUUGACUUGUAUACAAAAAAAAAACUGAUGUAAUUCUUCCACCUGGCACACUUGAAUGACAGAGCUUAUAUUAAGCCCUGGUGUGUAAACAUUCCUUUAGAUUACAGAUAACAUUUGUCAUCCAAAUGUAUACUGUAUAAUAAAAGUGAAUGUGCUGACUAA